AUGGCAGCCCUCAACGAACUGCAUGGAGCUCCCCUUCCAAAUCCCGACACGCCUCUCUACGCGGCGUUCUAUCAGAAUGUCGUGAAAUACCCGGACGUCGUGGCUCUUGUCAGUACCCAGCAAGCCUCUACCCACUACGAAACCCAGAGCCCAUCCAUCAGCAGCUCCGAGGGUAAAAACGACUGUCUACGAUGGACCUACCAGGAGCUCGAUCAAGCUAUACAGCGACUUGUCGUUGGUUUAAAGGGACGAGGCCUAAAGGCGGGAGAUCCAUUGGUGAUGUUCAUGCCAAAUAUCGCCGAAUAUGUGAUUGCCACCUGGGCGGCCUACCAAAUCGGAUGCACCUACGUUCCAAUCAACCCCAAGGGUCUCUUGAAUGUCAGAGAUAUCCGGCACAUGAUGCAGACCGUGAUGAAAGGAUGUCAGUCAGACUUUUUGGGCGUCAUUGCGGGAUCAUCUGAUAUGUGCGCGCGCAUUGAAGAGUUGACGGCCGGAUUGAAUUGUGCGCGGAUAUUGGUCGAAGGAGAGGUGGAUGGCUGGACACCUUUUGAAGAGUUGAUGCAGAUUGCGGCUCCACAGUCCGAAGCAAACCUCUGCAGAGAUCACUACUCGGAGCUCCCUGAUCAAACACUCUUCUUCACAAGUGGCACGACAUCCCUCCCCAAAGGUUGCAUGAUGCCAUCUUCGUAUGGUUAUGCGGCCGCAUUGCGCUGGCGCGAGAGCAAUGUUCCCAUGCUUCCCGGAGACCGGGUAUUAUUUACAUUGCCAAACAACCACGGGUUUGGUUGGCUUUGUAUCAUAGCUCCUUUCCUCAACGCAGCUACCGUUGUCCUCCCAGGACCAAGCUUUAUUCCAGAAGCUACGAUCAAGGCCAUCCAUGAGGAGCAAGUGAGCCAUGCUGGACUGGUGCCAACCAUGAUUCAUGCUCUCGGUAGCAUGCCGCUUCCAUCUGAGAAACUGAGCUCUCUUGUCCGGAUUGUACUAGGAGGCUCUCCCCCAACCGAAGAAGUCAUCCGGGUUUGCCUUGAGUCUCUAGGUUCGUCGGGGGUGGAGAAUCUCUACGGUAUGACAGAGGGUAUUCUUGUUUCUUCUGGCGUUGUGAGCCAGUCCAGCGAGAUGAUCAAGGGCAGAGAUGUUUCUAUCGGUACCCCUCUUCCUGGAAUGACUGUCCGUGUGUAUGCCAAAGACAGCAAAGUGGCACCUGGGACCGGAGAGGCCGGCGAGAUGCACUUCUCAGGUCCAAGCCUGAUCAAUGGAUAUGUCGGGGGUGCUGAUGAAAACUUUUACAACGAUGCGGAUGGCCGUGCCUGGUUCCGCACUGGCGAUAAAGCCUUCAUUGGUAGCGACAAUCGUCUGUACUUGAUUGGUAGGUACAAGGAUACGAUUAUUCGCGGAGGUGAGAACAUUGAACCAUCGGCUAUUGAAGCGGUUCUGGGUCAAAUCCCCGAGAUCAAUGUUCUUCAACCUCAGGUUAUUCGCGCACCCGACCAUGUCGCUGGCGAAGUUCCCGUUCUGGUGGUGAACCGGGAAGUUGACAGCAAUACAGCUAAUGUGCUAAAAGAAACCGUCUUAGCGCAAAUGGGAAAUCUUUAUGUUCCGGCAGAAGUGAUCCCCAUACAAGCGCUGGGACAAGAGACAUACCCUAAGACCAUGGCAGGGAAGGUCCAAAAGACUGAACUGGAAAGUUUGGUGAGAACACGCUGGGAGCGCCAGCAAGCCCAAGAGCAAACAGACACAAAUGGCGACCAUAGUAUAAAUGGUUCUUCGUUGGGCUCUCAUGUCAUGAGGUCGUUAUGCACGGCCAUCGAAAAGAAGAAAGGUCAGCAAAUUGACUUGUCUAUGCGGAUGAUCGAACUCGGAAUCGAUUCGAUCAUGUCUAUCGCAAUUCUCAGCUACGUCAAAAAAGAAACACGAGUAUCAUUGCCGUCGUCUCUCUUCUUCACCCAAGCAACGAUCGGUGCAGUCUGUCAACAGAUCAGUGCCGUCUCAGAGCCAGAAGGCUUCCUUCGGUUUACACCUGUCAUCGAAGAAAAGCCGAGCAACCUAUGCUUUUCAGUCCUACUCCAGGGGACGCCGAGGCCCGGCGUUCCCUCCCUCUUCCUCGCCCCUCCUGGCUCUGGGAAUGCGUUCGUGUACAGGAUGCUUCCCAAAUUUACCAAUGAUCGUGCCGUCUACAGUUUUGGCUCUCCAUUCCUCAUGACCAAAUCAGAGUCCUCUUGGACGAUCGAAGAAACAGCCACCAUCUACGCAAACACAAUUCGCAAUAUCGAUCCUCACGGCCCAUACAUACUAUGCGGUUGGUCAAUGGGAACUGCCACUGCAUACGAAACCGCAUAUCAACUCCAUGAACAAGGAAAGCAAGUCCUGGGGAUAAUCAUGCUGGACCUGGCAUUACCUCGACCGCCGCCCAAAAUUGCGGAGGCAACCGUCGAGCUGUUUGAAAUGAUGGGCGUAUUCCCCCCAAUUCGUCGCCAGGGGCAACCCGAUGUGGAGAUCCCUGCUUUCAGAAAGAAGCAUCGAGUCGCGGCUUACUACGCGAAGAUGAAAUAUGUGCCUCGUCCCUUUGACAUUUCGGGCAAUGCAACCCGACCGCGGAUCUUUGUCAUCUGGGCCGGCCAUGGCGAUCAUGAUAGGAUGGGAGCGAUGGUUCUCGACGCGAUGGAGGUUUUGAAGAGAGAAGGACCGGACACUAAGAUGAAAACAAGUGGUGACUGGCUUCAGCUCCCGCGUGAAUCUUUUGAUGCUGGUGGCUGGGACGAAAUGGUUGGACCGGACCACGUUGAAUGGGGUAUUGUGGAAGAUGCGGAUCACGACACGCUUAUAGAGUCUGAAGAACUGGUGAGUGUCGCUUCACUUAACUUUUUGCCUGAAUUUGGCCGCCUUACUAAACAUGCAUAG
Penicillium salamii is the source of this 2898-nucleotide messenger RNA. Lineage: Eukaryota; Fungi; Ascomycota; Eurotiomycetes; Eurotiales; Aspergillaceae. The record is from the annotation of a GenBank genome assembly.